Messenger RNA from Drosophila hydei, 4366 nucleotides. RefSeq lists its product as uncharacterized. Bases 470 to 3991 code for a protein of 1173 amino acids. Gene Ontology annotation, molecular function: RNA polymerase II cis-regulatory region sequence-specific DNA binding; SMAD binding; DNA-binding transcription factor activity, RNA polymerase II-specific. The transcript is spliced from 2 exons. Lineage: Eukaryota; Metazoa; Arthropoda; Insecta; Diptera; Drosophilidae. Gene Ontology annotation, cellular component: nucleus. The record is from RefSeq and is a predicted model, not a curated record. Gene Ontology annotation, biological process: negative regulation of BMP signaling pathway.
UAAAAUAUAUAAAGACAAUAAUUUUGAAAAUAUUGUGCCGCCUGCAGCGACGUCAGCGUCGACGUUAGCAGAGCGCAACACGCGCGCCUUCAAAACAUACUCACACACACACACAUACGAAAAUAUACAUAUGCAAAUGCAUAUAAAAGCUAGCGGCGCAUCAAGCGCCAAGCAGCGCAGCGCCGUCGGCAAAUGCAGCAGCGCCUAAGUUGAAAGAGAGAGAGCGAAGAAAUAGCGGAAAAAUGCGCGAAAGAAAUGAAGUUCAACAAAUUGUGCCAAAUUGUUAAAAUGCAAAACAAAUAAAAAAUAAAAAAUAAAAAUAUACAAAUAAAAAUUCAUAAAAAUUUAAAUGCAAUACUGAACGAAAAUGUAAGAUGUAAAAGCUCGCAUAACAGUUUUUUAGCAGCAGAGAAAACAACGUACAUAAAACAUAGAGUAAACUAUCGAGCGUGUUAUCGAUAACUGUGCGAUGACCGAUUACGUGACGCCGAUGAUCAGCAGUGUGCUGAAAAAGUACCAAACGAGCGCGACGAAAAGUUUGCAGGGCCCCGCCGUGGCGCUAAUCAAAAAGGAAAUAAGCAGUUCACCGGAACCACAUGAGCUGCACACGCAUGAACCGGCAAACGCCACAGCUAGUUCCGCUGCUCACAGCGAACGCAACCAACAGUUAUACGCAGCGCCGCUGCCGCUGCCGCCAGAGCUGUCGCAGCCAAUCUUAACACAGCCGGACACCGAUUGCGGCGAAUUGUAUGAGACGCGCUUGGAGGGCAAGGCGAUUGGCUGCUUUUCGAUGGGCGGCGAAAUGCGUUUGUGCUUGCCGCAAUUUUUGAACAAUGUGCUCAACGAUUUUACUUUAGAUCAGAUCAAUGGCAUCUUCGAAGAUCUGGGCAUAUCCUGUUCGCAGUGCACACCCGAACAGCUUGUCGAGUUCAAGGCCGCCAAGAUUUUGCCAACGGAUGUGAAGGGCAGCGGCUUGAUCACACGCACCGAUGCGGAACGACUCUGUGCGGCACUUUUGCAUCGCUCCGAUCGGAACAGUUAUGUGCCCGUCGAGAGCCUGGGCAAAGGAGCACUCAGCUUUCAGGUGUAUCACAAGUGCUUUGGCAAAUGCGAGGGCAUCUGCACGCCGGAUAUGUAUUCGUAUCAGAAACCGACGUGUAUUCAGUGUCUGGAAUGCAAUUGCUGGUUUUCGCCACAGAAAUUUGUUGGUCAUGUCCAUCGCAAAGUGGAAAAUCGCACCUGUCAUUGGGGCUUCGAUUCAAGGAAUUGGCAUGAUUAUCUCCAUGUGGCGCUCGAUGUCGAGAAUCGCGAGAAAUAUCAACGCAUAUUGGAUCAGCUCAAGGAGGUGGAACUCAAGGAAAUGCACAAGGCGCAAUGUGAACUGGAUCACAAGAAACGAAAGCAGGUGGAAAUGUUGAUGGAGGAGUCGCUGCUGUUGCCGCUGGGCUUGGUGGCGCCAGCGCCGCCGCCGCCGCUGCCGCCAUCGCAGCCGGCGGGAGCGCAUCAAGCGCUGCCCGCCAGCCUGAAGCAUCAUCCCCACACCCAUCCGCACCAUGGAGCGCGAGUCGAGCUGUUGGACAUUCCGAGCAAGAAGCUAAAGGCAGCCGCCUUGGAUAACUACUAUCCGCUGGGCAUACAGCACUAUCAGAUGAUGUAUGCCCACUGCAUGCAGCACAGGGAGCGCGAGCGAGAGCGCGAGAGGGAGCGGGAGCGGGAGCGGGAGCGCGAGCGGGUGGUGUCGCAGCAUCCGCUCUCGAGCAGCGCCUUCCAGCCGUGGCACGCCGUGAAGCCAACGGCCAGCGCCUAUUUGCACGCGUACAGCGCGUUGUCCUCGCUGCCCUACGCCUGCCAGGAGCCGCCGGAGCUGCAGAAUCCGGAGCGCGUGGUACGGAGCACAGAUCGCGAACGCUUCGAGCGCACCUAUCAGCCCAAUGUGGCGCUCGCUCCGCGCAAGAGCAUCCUGAGCAAGGAGCGCGAACGUCAGCGCGAGCUGGAGCAGCGCGAGCUGCAGCUGCACAUCAAGCAGGAGCGCGCCGCAACGCCGCCAGCUGGCGUCGAGCGCGAGCCAAUGCCCAAUGGCAGCCAGAGCAGCCAUAGCAAUCACAGCAACAGCAGCAGCAACAGCAACCACAGCAACCACAGCAACCACAGCAACAGCAGCAACAGCAGCUCACCCAUGCCCAAGGCAGCGCCUGUUGCUGUCGUUCGUCAGGUGCCAGCCGAGGAGUUUUCGGCGGGCAGCAAUGAGAUUACCUCCUCCACAUCGCCGGUGCCAGCUGCAGCGGCAGCGGCAGCGACAGUUGCUGCCCACCCAACAGCAGCAACAGUUGCUGUUGCUCUUCCGCUGAGCAACCACAUCAUAGCCACCGUCAAUCAGCACGCCAAGCUGCUGCCCAGCAGCAGCAAUCACAGUGAACCAAGUCGCAUUAGAAUCAACAAGAAUCUGAUGAGCCAACCGCUGCCAGCGCCAGCAGCAGCAGCAGCAGCAGCAACAGCAGCGCCAGCAGCAGCAACAGCCUCUUCAGCAACAACAACAAUUGUAGCACCAGCAGCAGCAGCAGCAGCAACUGUUGCUGCUGUGCAGCCCAUCUACUACAAGGCUGGCUACUCGCCCACGCAGUCUUCCAGCGCAGGCCUCAAUCUCAGCACGCACUCCUCCAAUGUGGUUAGCUCGCCACAUGCCAAGCAGCAGCAGCAGCAGCAGCAGCAGCAACUCAUGCAACUGCAACAACAACAGCAGCAGCAGCAGCAACAGUUGCAACUGAAUGGCAAAUCACAUUUGGGCAGCGAGUUUGAGCUGUCGACGGAUACGGAUGAUGACAGCCUUCAUGGCGAGCCGGAUAGCAGUGCGAUGCACUUGCCGCCUUGGGAGUUGGCCGUGGAUGCGCUGCGGGACACCAGGUCGAAGGAUCGCGAGCGCGUGCUGCACCUGCUGCAGCGACUGUUGCACGAGAAUCAAAAGUAUCGCGAGUCGAACGGGCAGCUGAGCGAGCUGCUGCACAAGCGGGAGGAGGAGAUCGGAGAGCUGCGUGAGCAGCUGCAGCGUUGCCGGCGGCAAUUGGAGACGCUGGACAAGCUGCGUGUGGUGCCAUUGAAGCAGCAAACGCUGCUCGAAGAGGAGGAGGAGGACGAGGAGAUGGAGGAGCUAGACGAUGAGGAGGAAGAGGAGGAGGAGCUGCUGCUGGGCGCUGACGAAGCGGAUAGCAAUGAAACGCUCAAUCAGGAUCAGGCCAACAACAACAACAACAACAACAACAAUAACAGCAGCAAAGUAAACAGCUCGCUCAACUGUUGCGCAACUGUUGUGCAGCAGAAAGAGACGCAGCAGCAGCAGCAGCAGGAGGAGGAGGAAGCGCCAGCAAGCAAGCGUCUCAAGCUGCAGUCGAACGGACAUGCCAAGAGUCCAAGUGCAAGUCGCAGCAGCGUUGAAGAGGACGACGAGGAGGAGGAGUUGGAGGAGCACGACCACGAAAUGGAUCUGGCUGAGCAGAUCGAACGCACGGCGCAGGCGCCGCAUAGCAGCGCGCUAGCUAAGCCGCCCACAGCGACCACGCCUCAAUCUCCAGAUUCAGCAGCAACGGCUGGCCAGCUGUUCGACGGCAGCAACAGCAGCGAAGAGACGGCCAUGAAGAAGACGCAAAUGUGCAGCGAAGAGGAGGAGGAAGAGGAGCAUGAGCAGGAGCAGGAGCAGGAGGAAGCGCAGCUAGAGCGAGCAGAGCAACGACAGCAGCAGAAGCAGUCAGAGGAUUCAGAUGAUGAUGAAAUGCCGCUACAGCAGCGACAGCAACUGCAAACACAACAACUGCAGCAGCAGCAGCAGCAGCAGCGACGUCAGCGUCGCGAUGCCGCUGCACUGCCAGCGGCAGCAGAGGCGACGCCAGCGCCAGCAGCGCGGCCCAUUUUAAUGGCCACCAAAGCAAGCAAAAAGCAAACGCCGCCAAUUACAACAACAACGAACUGCGAAUUACAAAUCAAAAAGGAAAUUGUCUAAGCCGCACAACCUCGCCCCUUCGGCCCCCGCCCCUAAAAGCCCUGCCCGCCAGCUGCAAACGCAUUGCAAUUAACACUUAGAACUUAGCUCAUAUAGUCGUCUCUUUCACACACACACACACUAAGCUUAGUUUAAGAGUUUACAAGAAGCAAAUGAAAACAGAAAGAAGAAAAAAAACAAAAUCAUGCUCAACGCUGCUUAACGCACACGAAAAUUGCUUAAAACAAAAACAAAAAACGAAACGUUUUUCAACACUUUCUCUAAAACCUUUUUUUAUUUGUAGCUUGUUUUGAUCUCACGUAUAACACAACAAAUUUGUUAGGCUUCCAAAAAAUUCGCUGUUCUUUAUGAAAAAAAAAAAAACAUAAAACAAAA